GGGCGACUUCUCACUACUGCAGUUCGUUAACACACUGAAUCAAACGGAGCUCGAACCACGACACGUCAUGACGGAGAGCAGCACGGCAACGAAAUGCCGACCAAACGCUGGCUCAUGAUGAAGCGGUAUUAAACAAGCGGAGACGAGCUUGUAUCAUCUCCUGAAGCCCAGAGCGUCCAUCCAUCUGCUCAGAUGAUGCUGAUACUGCUGCUGCUGAUGAUGGUAGCGCAACCUGCGUGAUUUCCUGCUGGAACUUCCCAAUUUUGCUUCCUUUUAGGUGAGAUUCAGCCCAUCUGACAGAAUGAUUGAGGAGGCAAGCAAGAGUGGCAAGGUCACCGUGGAGAAGAGACAGCUCUUCAUGGAAAUGAGAGCACAGAACUUUGAUGUUAUCCGCCUGUCGACAUAUCGCACAGCGUGUAAGCUACGGUUUGUUCAGAAAAGAUGCAAUCUUCACCUGGUGGACGUGUGGAACAUGAUCGAGGCGUUUCGUGACAACGGGCUCAGUACUCUGGACCACAACGCAGAGAUCAACGUGUCGCGGUUGGAGACCAUCCUCUCCUCCAUCUUCUACCAGCUGAACAAGCGUCUGCCGACCACCCACCAGAUCAACGUGGAGCAGUCCAUUGGCCUGCUGCUCAACUUCAUGGUGGCCACCUAUGACAGUGAAGGCCACGGAAAGCUCACAGUUUUUGCCAUGAAGUCGAUGCUGGCAACCAUGUGUGGUGGAAAAAUUGUCGAUAAAUUACGAUAUAUUUUUUCUCAGAUAUCAGACUCCAGCGGGACGAUGGUGUUUCCUAAGUUUGACCAGUUUCUCCGGGAGGUCCUGAAGCUGCCGACGGCUGUGUUCGAAGGUCCUUCUUUCGGAUACACAGAGCACUCUGUGAGAACAUGUUUCCCUCAGCAGAAGAAGAUAUUGUUGAACACCUUCCUGGACAUUAUGAUGGCUGAUCCUCCCCCGCAGUGCCUCGUUUGGCUACCUCUCAUGCACCGACUGGCCAAUGUUGAGAAUGUCUUCCAUCCGGUGGAAUGCUCAUACUGCCGGAGCGAGAGCAUGAUGGGUUUCCGCUACAGAUGUCAGCAGUGCCACGGCUACCAGCUUUGCCAGAACUGCUUCUGGCGUGGCCAUGCCAAUGGUCCCCAUAGCAACCAGCACCAGAUGAAGGAGCACUCCUCGUGGAAAUCCCCAGCCAAGAAGCUGAGCCAUGCCAUCAGCAAGUCGCUGGGAUGUGUGCCAAUAGGAGAACCCCCACACCCUGUGUACCCCGAGGCAUCCGAGAGACCACAGGACCUGGCACAUCCUACUCAGCUGAAGCCAGUGUCCAACAACAUGAAUGAUACAGUUUUUGUGUCCUCUGGGGCCCCCACGCCCACCACCAGCACCACUCUGGAGAGUCCCAGCAGGCUGGAUGAGGAGCACCGUCUUAUUGCUCGCUAUGCUGCUCGUCUGGCAGCCGAAGCCAGCAAUUCUACACAGUGCCCUCCUACCGACCUGAGCUUCAACUUUGAUGCCAACAAGCAACAGAGGCAACUCAUUGCCGAGCUCGAGAACAAAAAUAGGGAGAUCCUUCAGGAAAUCCAGCGGCUGCGUCUGGAACAUGAGCAAGCCUCUCAGCCCACACCAGAGAAAGCUCAACAGAACCCCACUCUCCUGGCAGAAUUACGAUUGCUCCGGCACAGAAAAGAUGAACUGGAAAAGCGCAUGUCUGCUCUGCAGGAGAGUAGACGAGAAUUGAUGGUCCAGUUGGAAGGGCUCAUGAGACUGCUAAAGGAUGAAGAGCAGAAGGGUGCUCAGACAGGGGGCUCACCCCACUCCUCACCCAGCCACAGUGCCAGUUGCACCAUGCCCAUGCCCAUCCGCUCCACCUCCGCCGGCUCCACACCUACUCACACACCACAGGACUGCCUGGCCGGUGUCAGUGACGAUGUACUGGAUGCCUUCUCUCAGGGUGUACCUAGAAAUCUCCGUAAUGAUCUUUUGGUAGCUGCGGACUCAAUCACAAAUACCAUGUCAUCGUUGGUUAAAGAGCUCCACUCUGUUGAUGAUGGUCUGGAAGACGAGGAAGUGAACAUGAGAAACGGAAGGGAAAAAGUUGAGUCUGAGUAAAACAGUAUGGAAUUUUACAUUGUCAGCACAGAGGCAUUAUGGGAACAGGCACUCCACACCUUCAUUCUAAAUGUUUGGAUGUGACUGGCAAGAACCAGCGACAGCAAAACCCUUCCUGGCAUUAGCACAUAAAGUAAUGCAUGCUCUACCCGGCCAGGUUUCACUAUGUGAAAUGAACACUUCAUCACAUUUUACAGAGAGCAAGCUGUAUCUACUAAGGAGAAUAUAAAUAUAUAUAGUGCUAUAUGUCUUAUAUGUAUAAACCUGUUGUAAUUAUGUAACAUUUUCAUUCAUGUCUGCAAAGGAAUGGCUUGUUUGUGCUUUGUCAUAUCAAAAAUCUUUUGAUUUCAGUCUCCAAAACGGUCACACUGUGCAUAGUCGGUGUUAACACUGGGAACAACUCACUGAUCUCAGCUGCAGCUCUUUCCUAUUGGUGUCCUCCUCAGAUAAAACAAAAAAUAUUUUGUAGAAAUAGUGAAAAUGUUUUUGUUUGUGUUGUUUGAGUUUUGCAUGAAGUUUCAUAAAAGGAGGACCCUUGUCUUUGACCUGCAUGUGGCGUUUAUUUUUUACUGUGGUGAGCGUGGGAGUCCAUCUUCUUCCCUACUCUGAUCAUGUUCAUCCAAACUGCUGCUAGUCCACUCAGCCCAUGAUAAAGCAUUAUAAUGCCAGGUGUUUGUCAGGGAAUCUCUGAGGAUGCUACUUUGGACUACUUGUUAUUGUAGGUUGAUAUAUGUUUUAAACAUCUAUCUUCAUAUUGUACAUCCCUCGAAAGCCUUCCAGUUGCUUCUCAGUCAGAUCGAAAUGGCGGUGCAUUAAAAAAAGCAGUUUGUUUCAAAGAGUUGAAAGAUGUAGUAAUAGCUGUAUACUAGUUCAGUUGAAGUGCAAAUGACUUUCUGUUCACUUCAAAAGCUUUUUAGUCAGUAGUCAUGCUCUAAAUAAGUGAAACUGGUGCUCAGGGACUAGGGACAGUGGCAAUGAAAGAAGCGAACAAAUUCAUGGCAUUGACUUCAGCCCAGGAACGUUUGCAGAUCAAAGAUUAGUACAGACCAUAAAAUCCUUAGAAAUUGGCCGGAUUGGCCGAAGGGAGUCAACAGAGCUGCUGCAGGAAGUUUUUUCUGGACUGUGUAGAGAGGAGAUAAAAUUUACAGUGGUGAGAGAGAGGAAAUAUUUGAGGAGUGCGGUUGGAUGGGGAUGGAGACGGGAUAGGUUUGGGGUUUAGGGAUGAGGGGUAUAGGCUUUUAGGGGCUCUGCAUAAAUAUUUUGUUGAUCUCUUAGAUUUGAAAGUUAUACAGUACAGAGCUUUACAGUUAUGAGCAAGAAAAUUAUACCGUACUUGAAUUUAAAAAAAAUAAUAAUUCAGGUUCAAUAAUUUCUUUCAUCGAAAUAUAGUGUAUAUAACUGGUGUUCUGUUUAUUCUAAUGCUUUAGGGGAAUUUGAAUGGCAGUUAAUUAUUGUUAAUUAAUAGUUUCUUAUAAAUUAAAAAGACAAAAUACUAACCUAUUCCUUUCUGCAUAUGAUAGAAACAUGACUGUUAUGAUUAUAUCAACUCUUUGAAGAUCGUGUCUUGAAGUACAGUUAUUUAAACUGGAAUAGUAAUAUUAUUUAAGAGAUCACUUUGUGGGAGAAAAUAGAUGGGCAAUGAUUCAUUGUUAUUGGUUUAUAUUGUAUUUCUACACAAAAAACAUAUACUUCUGCAUUAUGUCUAUUGAAUGCUUUUCACCAAGAAUACGUUUUUAUUAUUGUUAAACACUGUGUGAAAUAAGAUGUUUCUUUGGUAACAGUAGGUAUGGUCAUGAGAAUUUAUUUAUUUAUUUUUGACACUCGAUGGCAGUCGAUCAUAACAUAUGAAUGCUUAAUGUAUGAAUUACAGAAAAUAAUGCUGACAUUUUCGAUGGAAACUCAACUCGCUUGUCAUUGAUGAUAAAAGUGGUAAAGCGGGCUUGAAUCAUUCAUGUCAAAUGUACGGGCUUUAAAAUCCAAUAACUCAUUUGUUUUGUAAUUCUUACUCUACUGUGCAAAGUACAAAUGGAACAGAUUAUUUGCUUUGAAAGGUGGAUAGGAACGAUCAUGUUGUUUCAUUUGCUACAAAUAUGAAUGCAAUCUUAUGAUGUAGGUGUGCCUAGAUGUACUGUAUAAAGUGCUCUAUAAAUAUUAAUAAUAAAAAAGUAUUCUGCACACGUGCAAGUCAAUGCUUAGAUAGGAGUUUUAGUAUGUGACUUUGUAGGAAUGCAAUUAUUUAUCUGUGCUCAUUGGAAAACUUCUUGUUCUGCCUUUAAAUUUGUGUCAAACUGUUUGCCAAACUUAAUGUGUCCUUCUGUCCUUGUUCUGUGUGUUUGUGUUUAAUCACAGCCUACGAUUCUGAAUUUAUCCAAAUAGUCCAGUGAGAAGGUUCGCAAUCAUGAAAGCUUAAACACUACAUAUACUUAAGUUUGAAAAAUUAACCCUGGUAUAAAAUAUUUAUUAACACUGUACUGUAUGCCACAAAUUCUACAAGUGGAUCUGUUGCGUCAUACUAUCUGAACAUACCAAUACAUUAAAUCCUGUUUUAAUUUUUAAUAUCCUGUUGUAAUUAUAUGAUUUGUUUGUUUGAAAAGCCAGAACCUGUCACUCAAAAUGAUAUACUUGUGCUGUUAAUUUAAUAUGUCACGGCUUUGCCACUUGUUUAUUGCGAUGUUUGACUUUCAAAACCAUAAUUUAUGUCUAUCAAAUAUGUGUCUUUUUUUGUAAAUUAUUAA
Messenger RNA from Tachysurus vachellii, 4839 nucleotides. It is a transcript of the gene dtnbb, whose product is annotated as dystrobrevin, beta b. Gene Ontology annotation, molecular function: zinc ion binding. Bases 302 to 2104 code for a protein of 600 amino acids. The record is from RefSeq and is a predicted model, not a curated record. Lineage: Eukaryota; Metazoa; Chordata; Actinopteri; Siluriformes; Bagridae. Gene Ontology annotation, biological process: synaptic signaling. Gene Ontology annotation, cellular component: synapse; plasma membrane. The transcript is spliced from 21 exons.